Molecule: messenger RNA, 1124 nt
Organism: Anolis carolinensis (green anole)
Lineage: Eukaryota; Metazoa; Chordata; Lepidosauria; Squamata; Anolidae
Gene: fitm1
Product: fat storage inducing transmembrane protein 1
Exons: 2
Coding region: 150-1013 (287 amino acids)
Biological process (GO): phospholipid biosynthetic process; lipid droplet organization; lipid storage
Cellular component (GO): endoplasmic reticulum membrane
Molecular function (GO): coenzyme A diphosphatase activity
Source: RefSeq, a predicted model, not a curated record
AGAGUUGAUCCCUCACAGCUGUCUUCAAAUGUCAGUCCCAGUGACGGUUUCCCUUCAACUCUUUUCCCCUUCCUCUCCGGACGGAGGAGGAGGAGGCAGCAGCAGGGCAUCUCUGGGGUGCAGUGCAAGGGCCCUGAUCUUGGGGUGAGAUGGCAGAAGGAUCCAAACCCAAGAAGCCUUUCUCACUGCUGGCCACAGCGGCCGGCUGGGCUCAAGCCCUUUGCCGAGGCUUGGUGAAUUUUUGGAGCAACCAGUUUGCGUGGCUGCUGGGGGUGCCGUUCCUCCGGCGUGCUUACCACCUCUGGCUGGCGGCCGUCGUGAUAUUUGGCCCUCUGCUUCAGUUCUAUGUGAACCCGCGGGCGAUCUUUGCCAAUCAUCACAACUUCUUUAACAUAAAAUUUGUCCGGUCUGCCUGGGGCUGGACGUGCAUCUUCCUGGGCGGCUUCAUCCUGCUGGUUGUGUACCUGGCCACUGGGCGGGUCCUGCUCACUGUGCGCCACCUGUGCCGCCUGGCGGUGGGGGCCGGGCUCUGGUUGGGCGCCACGGAGACCUUCCUGCUCAUAGAAAACCUUACGGGCUACUGCUUUGACUCUGUGCCCGAAGGCAUCCUGGUCAACACGCUUCCGGACAAGUGGUCCUGCCUCCACAAAGGCCACAAGUGGCACGGCUACGACGUCUCCGGCCACACCUUCCUGCUCACCUUCUGCUGCCUCCUGAUGGUGGAGGAGACCUCCGUCUUCCGGCGGUACCUGGCCCAGGGCCUGCCUGCCGGCAUCCCUUUGCGGCUCAUCUUCCUCCUCAACGUCCUGCUCCUCGCCCUGUGGAACUUCCUCCUGGCUUGCACCGUGGUGUAUCUCUACGAAUACAGCCACAAGGUCGUGGGGGCUGCCAUGGCCACCCUCUGCUGGUACCUCACCUACCGGGGAUGGUACCGCUGGCGAUGGUCUCCCGGCAGACCCGGAGCAGGCCUCUUCGUCAAAGGGGCGGCGGGAGAGGCCAAGAAACGGAACUGAACCCCCUCCCAGAAGCCCAGAUGGCCAGCAGAGAAGCGUAGCAAGAGUUCGGCAUCCCUUCCGAGGGAAAUAAAAAACAAGGACCCUUUCCAGAGCUGUGUUCUCCCCUAA